Molecule: messenger RNA, 3453 nt
Organism: Frieseomelitta varia
Lineage: Eukaryota; Metazoa; Arthropoda; Insecta; Hymenoptera; Apidae
Product: probable ATP-dependent RNA helicase DDX31
Exons: 9
Coding region: 163-3129 (988 amino acids)
Biological process (GO): ribosome biogenesis
Cellular component (GO): nucleus
Molecular function (GO): nucleic acid binding; RNA helicase activity; ATP binding
Source: RefSeq, a predicted model, not a curated record
CAAUCUGCGCAUGUCUAGUAUCUGAAUUAGCUGAAGGCGAAUGUGUAUCUGACACGUGCUAUUAGGUUAUGUUCACGUUUCUCAAUAUUGUAUUUCGUUUCUCGUUAAUUUCGAACGUGUGUAGUGCCGUAUUUUGAAGUGAACAUUAGAAAAAUAAAAAAAAUGACUGUAAAAGACAUGGAUAUUUCCUUGAAUAUUUCUACAGGACCAGUUGCCAAAGAGAAAAUAGAAACAGAAGAUGAUUUUAUUCUUAAUUUAAUGAGACAAAAGAAAAAUAAGGUAACUAAAAAAAGUAAAAUAGCAAGUAAUGAAUUAAAACAUGACUCUGUUAAGGAAAGUGAUACCACUAAAAAAAGAAUUAAACAAAAAUCUUUAGGAGCGAUUGUUACACAGAGAUUAAGAGGAACUAAUCAAAAUCAAUCUUCUAUUGUACAAAAUAAAUUAAAGUCUAAGUCACAAGUAAAUUUUAAACACACACAAUCGCAGCGGAAAAUAUCUAAAGAACCUAUAAAAGCGCAAAAGAGUGAUACAGAAACAAAUAACUCUUUAUCUAACAAAAGUAAUGAAGUUUCUGACGUUCCUAAUAUUUCAUUUACUAAAGUUACAAGAGAGAAUUUUGGCAAAACUUUAUUAGCAAGAAAAAGAAAAAUCACUGAUACAAAUUCUAAACAAACAUUGUCUAGUAUAUUUUCAAAACAAUCAGAAUCUGAAACUAAACAGUUUAGUUUGUUGGAUUCUUUAAAACAAAAAGAAGUAGAAAAAGAUGAUGUGCCAGAAAAGAAAGCUAGAAAGGAAUUCAAGGAAGAAUCUGCAGAAUCUUCCAGUUUGCCUGAAAAGAUAGGUUUUAAUAAGAAGAAAAAGAAAAAACAAUUAGAUAAAUCAAAAACUGAUAUUAAUAGUACAGAAGAAAAUAAAAAUACAAAUAUUUCUCAUAAAUCUGUUGGGAAAAUAUCUUCCUUAUUUGGACAUAAUCCAGAAAUACCAAACAUUGGACAGAGAUUAGUAAAACCGAUAAAUGAGCCAGUCUUUACAGGCACGACCUUUGAUGAUCUUAAAAUACAUCCUUUUACGAUAUCUAAUUUAGAGAAAAAUAUACAUAUAAAUAAAAUGACUAUAGUACAACAAAAAGCAAUUCCCCAGAUAUUUUUAGGAAAAGAUGUUUUAAUUAGAUCACAAACUGGUUCUGGAAAAACACUAGCAUAUGCUUUGCCUAUAGUUGAAUGUUUACAUAAAAUUAGACCAAAAUUAAAUAGAAAUAGUGGUUUGAAAGCCCUUAUAGUUGUUCCAACUAGGGAACUAGCAUUACAAACGUAUGAGUGUUUUUUAAAAUUAACAAAACCAUUUACGUGGAUUGUACCAGGAUAUUUGGCAGGAGGUGAAAAAAGGAAAGCAGAAAAAGCUAGGUUAAGAAAAGGUUGCAAUGUUUUAGUUGGUACACCAGGUAGACUGUUAGACCAUAUAAAAUGGACGGCAGCUUUAAAGUUAAGCGACGUUAAAUAUUUCGUUUUAGACGAAGCUGAUAGAAUGUUUGACAUGGGAUAUGAAAAAGAUAUAUCUGGUAUAGUAAGUGCUUUGAAAGUGUCACUUCCAAGUCAAAAUACUGACUAUGAUGCCAUAAAAAUAUUGCGUCAAAAUAUAAAGAAAGUUUUCACCGAUGCAGAUCUUGAGCAUCUGGAAAAUAGUGGUGAUUUUAAAAAAUCUCAAAAUGAUAGCCACAAAGAUUUAAUCGUUAAAUCAAAUAGGAGCACAGAUUUAAAAUCUGAGGAUGACGAUGUUGAAGAUAAUGUUGAACGAAAACAAGUGUAUCAUUCUAGCAGUGAUGACGACUCCGAUCGAGGCGAGCCUUAUAUUAAGUCAAAAAGAUCAGAUAAACAGAAAGUUUGCUCAGACUUUGCAACAAAGAAAGACUCUGAUCAGCAAAAAGAUGACACGCAAUACAAAGAAAAUGAUAAUAGUAGCGGAGAUGAAUCGAGAAGGCAGACAAUUUUACUGUCCGCGACGUUGACACAAGCGGUAGAAAAAUUAGCAGGUCUUGCUAUGAAUCAUCCUGUUUUCAUCGAUGCUGCAAAAGAAAAUUUGGAAACAACUGGUGGUGACGUAAGCGAUAUCAACGAGGAUCUAGUAGUCCCACAAAGCGUGAAUCAAAGUUAUGUCGUCACGCCUCCAAAACUGAGAAUGGUGACUUUAAGUGCUUAUAUCGCCGGAAAGUGCCAGAGCCAUGGUCAACACAAAAUAUUAAUAUUUAUGGCCACUCAAGAUAUGGUUGAUUAUCAUACGGAGAUCUUAUCAUCUAUAUUAACUAAACCCAUUGACCAAGAUGACGAUGAUUCUGAUCCUUUAGUCGACGUAGAAUUCUUUAAAUUGCACGGUAAUAUGAUCCAGAAAGAACGAACCGAGGUCUUCAAAACUUUCAGACAGGCGACGAGUGGAGUUCUACUCUGUACGGAUGUUGCAGCCCGUGGAUUGGACCUGCCAAAAGUGGACUGCGUGAUUCAAUACACAGGACCAACGUCUGCCAGGGAUUACGUGCAUCGAAUCGGUAGAACCGCGCGAGCUGGUUCUUCCGGUUCGGCGACUAUCUUUUUAACCCCGCCAGAGAUCGAAUUCGUCCGGAUGCUCGAGUCUAGGCGUAUCAGAAUCAGACAAGAGAACAUGGACGAUAUUUUGGACAAACUGUUGACUCCCUUGUCGAAACAUUCCUCUGUUCAUAACGCCGCGAUUGCGCUUCAGAAUGAGUUCGAAACCAUGGUGCUCGAGGACACGAAGCUCCGAGAAAAAGCGUGCAAAGCAUACACCUCGUGGAUACGUUUCUACUCUAGCUACCCGCGCGACAUGCGGGAGAUUUUCAAUCGGAGAACCGUCCAUUUGGGCCACUACGCGAAGAGCUUCGCGCUGAGGGAAACUCCGCAGCGGAUCGGCUCAAUCGGAAAGAAACUCCACGAGAAGGACAACUCGAAGCAACGGCAUAACAACCGGCUCACGAAUGAAAAGCCCGACGGGGAGCCGGUGAAGAAGCAGAAGCGUCAAGGUGACGAACCGAAGAUGGGGUUGCUGAAGAGAGUCAGAAUGCUUAACACCUCCGAGUACGACAGCGGCCUCGAGCCCGCGAGGAAGCCAAAGAAGUUCUGAGCCUUGCAUUAUCGCCUCAACUACUAGAAAACAAAAUGCGAUUUCGUUACCGUGAUUCCCACCUCUCGUGUAAAUAGCUCUCUCCCUUCUUAAGCGUACGGUUAACCAGGAAAUCAGGUUACUCGCAUUUUGACGAGAUUUUAUUCAAACUGUUUACUUACUCCAUUAUACCACGCAAUGUACAUAUAUGUGUAUUAUGUAUCUAUAUCGUUUCGUAGAUCGAUUUUAUUCUUUUUUUUUUUUUUUAAAUAACGUAUAGUCUUAAAUAACGUACGCUACAAAAAUACGAAAUGUUGACGAAAUAAACUCAGCCUGUUCGUAAAA